Alternaria triticimaculans is the source of this 2634-nucleotide messenger RNA. RefSeq lists its product as uncharacterized. The transcript has 3 exons. The record is from RefSeq and is a predicted model, not a curated record. The coding region runs from base 1 to 2634 and encodes 877 amino acids. NCBI's taxonomy places the organism in Eukaryota, Fungi, Ascomycota, Dothideomycetes, Pleosporales, Pleosporaceae.
AUGAGGAAUGAUCUUCAUCAGACCUUCGGCGAGAUCUUCAACGGCGACCCAUCCGCUUUCCGCAAGCAAUUACUAGAGGUCCAACCUUUCACAACUGAUCGAAGCAAGGCUGAAAAAUGGGCAAAGAAAUUGCGGUUUCUGGAUAUUUCCGAAAUACCAGAUCUACAGGCAGAGAAGCAGAAACGAGACUGCCGCUACGCACUAGCUAAGGCUCGCGGUUAUUUCUACGAGCGAAAGAUACCGUCACGCGAAGUCCCCAUCACGGAGCGUGAAGAAGACGACGAAGACGCAUACAUUGCUGUCUCAUGGAGAUGGGCUCACUUCGAUGAGCCUGAACCCCCUGUAUUCGAUUAUCGAAUCAGGAGGCCGCAUGCGAAGCGGCACAAAAGUGACUUUCCGGACCGCUACAUGGAUCGGGUAAUACAAUUCGCACAGAGCGUUAAUGUGUCCAAACUAUGGAUCGACAAGGAGUGCAUAUAUCAGAGAUCGGGAGACGAGAGAAAGUGGCCAAAAGACAAGGAACUGGGAGUUCAGAUCAUGGAUCUAGUCUACGGCGACAGUGAAGUCUCGGUUGGCCUACUCACCGUGAAGCUUACGCGUCAACACCAAGUCGAUCUUCUAUCUGAACUCUUACAGGGCCGCAUUUUCGUCGACCCCAAGGACAGAGAAAAUCCAAAGUUGAGACCCGAAGUCAAUGUUCUGGCAGUACAAAAGCUGAUUCGGCGCAUUCUCAGCGACCCUCGCUGGGAUCGUGGCUGGAUCUUCCAAGAAGAUCAUCUGGCCUCGAACAGGAUGACCUUACUCAUACCGUGUUCUGCAAGUGUUCGAAAAGAUCAGGGCUAUGAUUUUGGUGAUAUCCUUGGGGACUUGAAGGUCAAACUCAAGGAUCUCCGACAAAAUGCGACCAUGUUUUGCUUGGCUCGCCCUGAGGAACGGCGGUCUAAUACCGACAUACUGGAAAAGCUCAAACAAUACAAUAUCUGCAACAAGAGCUACACACCGCCACAGGACGACCAUCUGUUGCGUUCCGGGAGGAAUGGCAUUCGCGGUAAUACUGGCGACGACAAGAACUAUCAGCGCGGAAGCAGCUACGAGAUUCCAGCGUACCGAACGACUACGAACUGUGUGCUCGACGAUAUUUGCAGCCGUUCGUUGGAGAACGAGGAGGACAGAAUCGCUAUCCUUGCAAACGCUCUAAGAUUUACUACGCGCAUAGAUAUCGGGAAAGGAUCUCCAAUACAUAAGCCAGACAAAUACAGCCUCUCUGUAGCUCUGCUCGCACUCAUACUAAUGAAUGGGGAGAUAUUGAAGAGUACGACAUGGGGAUCACCUGACCGUGCGCGUCUGCCCUGCGAAAGUAACCUGAUGCAGCACACGUUACAAUCAUAUCUCGCGGCAUGUCAACACGAGUUUAGUGUCCCUAAUCUGCGAUUCCAGCAAACUUUCGUCGACCACUGUCGUCUCAAAUCCCCAACUAUCACGUCUCGUGGUCUUCAGACGGAAGGCUGGCUUUUCGAACUAUUCCCUCGUGAGCGAUCAAGAAUACGAGCAGACCAGCUCAGCCUCCGUCUCACCGAUUCGGAUCGAGAGGCUCUAUCUGAUCUAGGCCGAGGUCCAGUGCUUCGGGGUACGAAGCUCGACGAGGAUGCACAUACGGCAUUGGAUGCACUGAUUCAGAAGUUGGAAGCACUAUGGCCAGGUAGCAAGCUCGCCAGCUACAUGCGCAGACAACUGUUUUUUGAUGAACAUCUGUCGCGAUCAGAUUUACCACCGUCUGCACCGCGACGGGGGAAGGAAGAGGAAGAGGAAGAGGGAUGGUGGCAGCUAUUUAUGAAGUUCCGGCUUUGCGACACCUUCGACUUUGUUCACCGUUCUCUUUACGAUCAUGCAAACAAGAAGCGCACGAGCGUAUCACUUGCUUCUUCACAGCCCUCCAAGAACCAACACCAAUCACUCAAUCAAAGCAUGUCUUCCCAGACUAAAAAGCUCGUCCUGAAAUUAUCUCUUACCCCGCUUACAUACCUGUUCACUCGCGCCAACUCGCUCUUCCAAUCGCAGCGCAGGGCAUGGAAAGACUUCGCCGACAGUGCUCCGGAUCCUGCUCUUGUAAACCUGAUCAAUGGUCCCAUGAAGGAUACUGGAAGACUGCUGAACAUGACACAAAAAUUUCUGCGAAAGCUCAUCGACUUGGCAGAGAUCAAACUGAAGCAAGUAGAAACGGAAGCACAAAUAGCCGGUGCAGAAUGGCUCGCCAACCCGACCGAUCCCAUGAACAACGCCAAAUUCCUCAUGGCGAGAAAGAUUCAUAGCGACUACUUCAAGCAUAUGAGGGAGGCUUGGGAUGUUGGAUUAAAAAUAAUUCCUGGAAUACAGGCGAGAUUUGACGAUAUGGAGGACACGCUCGAGAAGCUCGCUGUGCUCAUACCAAUCGAGGAGCUGGCGCUGCCACUUGGGCCGUUCGUAGUCAAGGGAUUAGAGGUCAACGACAGGAUGUGGGUGUUUGCAAUAAGGUUAUUGGGCAUCGUACGGACGGUUGAUACCCCCCUCGGUGUUGCGACUGUGGCUGUCAACGUCGAAAAGUACCCAGAAGCGGACAAACUUGCGCGAGCAAGAUACAAAUUUGGGGAUUACUGA